Penicillium olsonii is the source of this 1323-nucleotide messenger RNA. The record is from the annotation of a GenBank genome assembly. Lineage: Eukaryota; Fungi; Ascomycota; Eurotiomycetes; Eurotiales; Aspergillaceae.
AUGUGGCUCUUCCGAGUCUUCUCGUCGGCCCUGUUCCUGGCCGUCACCGUCUCGUCCAUCCCACUAGCCUUCGACGUGGGCGGCAAGACAUGCGGUCUGGCCUUUUCGCUAUCCCUCGCAGCCUUCUACUUCCUGGUCUCACUGCUAAAGCUCUCGACCCCUGAUCGAUCCUGGUUCCGAUCCUCUAUUCUCGCGGUCAUUCGCUUUACGCAAUGGGCUAUCAUUCUAGUCCUCCUCAUCUGGUCCCUGAACCGCUUCUCCGACCUGGACGAUAACAGCUCCUGGGUCGAGCGCACUUUUAAUUGGAAGAGGGCGCAGGAUUCCUCCGUUCAUGAAUGGAUCUUUGGUCGCGACGGUCUGAUGGAGACUGUCGCUCUGGGAAACUGGGAGAUCCUUCUGAGAUGGUCGACACCCGUUUUCCAGCUCGCGGAGGGUUUCUGUAGCUUGUUGGUCAUCCAGGCUGCGGGGCAGAUCACUCGCUGGUUGGUGAAUCGCGGCGGGCGCAGUGAUAGUUGGAUGAUCGGUCUCCUCGUCUUGUCCGCUACCAUCAUCUCCAGUUCAGUCUACUUUUUGUGGCGCGUGCUACAAUUCCCGGAGAUCUCCAACGUCGAUGCAGCUCUCAUCGGUGUCUCCGUCACAUGCGCCGUCAUCCUCUGCGCCUGGGGAAUUGGCAGCGGCCGUGGAAAUCCAGUCGAGAGCUCCCUCCUCUUCGCCUACAUCGUGCUCUGCAUCUACCAGAUCUUCACGGACUACCAGCCCUCCCACCCGGUCGAGCAGAUUCCAUCGCCCGCCCAGGCUGGCGAUUUCCCGCCUUUCCCUCCUAUCAUCAUGGCCUCGUACACAACGCUCAUGCACGCCCUGUCGCUCCUCCCAUCCAUCAUCCACGCCGCCUUCAACGUGAUUACCGCCGUCUUCAGCGCAGUUACCCCAUCUGUUCUUAUCUCCCUCGCCUACCGCCUCUUGGUCCUCUACGCAUCCACACGUAUCAUCCCCGCAGUUCGCGAGUCCGGCGCCCGCGCCCUGUCCCAGGAAGCCUCUAUUGACGACUCCGACGCUGCAGGCCAGGUCCUAGGCUUCCUCAGUUACUUCGCCCCCACCAUCCUCAUCGCCGUGUACACCAGUCUUCUGAUGCAGCACUUCUCAUCAGCAUCGCAGGCCAUGGGAGGCAGCGGCGAGUGGUGGAGUAGUCAAGGGAGCGGCGGCGGCAAUCUCUGGCGGUGGAUCAACCUGGCGUGCACGAUCGCCCUAUACGCCGUUGAGCUGUGGCUCGGAGAGCACGACGAUCUCGACAACGGCCUGGCUGGACACUGGAAGACAGACUGA